This is a messenger RNA of Cyprinus carpio (common carp), 3582 nucleotides long. Its product is annotated as protein mono-ADP-ribosyltransferase PARP9-like. NCBI's taxonomy places the organism in Eukaryota, Metazoa, Chordata, Actinopteri, Cypriniformes, Cyprinidae. The transcript has 8 exons. Gene Ontology annotation, molecular function: ubiquitin-like protein ligase binding; transcription corepressor activity; NAD+ poly-ADP-ribosyltransferase activity. Gene Ontology annotation, biological process: positive regulation of type II interferon-mediated signaling pathway; negative regulation of gene expression. Gene Ontology annotation, cellular component: nucleus; cytoplasm. Bases 55 to 2541 code for a protein of 828 amino acids. The record is from RefSeq and is a predicted model, not a curated record.
ACUUCAUUUUCCCCCCAAGCCAUAGAGGUCUGUGUCCUGAGGAAGCUGUGAGCCAUGAGUGACAAAGAACAGCAUCUGAUGCCACUGGUUCCAGAACAGGCUGCCAUUCUGGGAAAGUGUGCAAGUGCAUUUUGCCAUGCUGUUAAUGUCAAAUUUAAUUGCACGGCUAUUCUCCGCAAUGUGGAAGAGGCUGGCUCCUUUGGUAGUAACACAAGUGGUGUCUUGCGUGCUGAGAAGAGAUACUCCACAAAGCUGUCCAGCGGAGUCGAAGUAUCAGUCUGGAAAGAUGAUCUUACAUGUCAUAAAGUGGAGGCUGUGGUCAAUGCAGCCAAUGAGAAGCUAAAACAUGGAGGUGGUCUUGCACAAGCACUGAGUGCAGCUGGAGGACCAAUGAUCCAAAAAUAUAGUGAUGCUAUUAUACAAAAAAAGGGAAAAGUGAAAGUUGGUGAGGCUGUGUGCACUUUUGCUGGAGAUCUCCCGUGUAAAUAUAUCAUACAUGCUGUUGGUCCCUGCGUGUCUCCAAACCCACCUCAGUGGGAGACUGAUAAAGCUGCACCACUCUUAUUUAAAGCUAUCAGCAGUAUCCUACGUAUCGUCUUAAAGGAAAACAUUUCCUCUGUUGCAAUUCCUGCUCUGAGUUCUGGCCUUUUCAAUUUUCCAAGAAAUCUCUGUGCAGACAUUAUUGUAAAGACUAUAAAACAGUUCCAUGAAUAUACAAGGUUUCGAAGCAACUUAGAAAUCCGUCUUGUCAAUAAUGAUGAACCCUCGGUCCAAGAAAUGGAGAGAGCAGUUAAGGCGAUUUGGGGGCAGUCCAGCAUCUCUGGCACAUACAGUGGAGCUGUUCAGGGCAGCAUGGCUUUCUCUUCAAACAGCAGGUUCCAAUUUAGGAAUGUUACACUGCAACUUAAAACAGGGGCUAUUGAAGAAGAAAAGGUUGAUGUAAUUGUGAAUACAAUUUCAGCAGAAUGUAAUUUGUCCAUGGGGCUGAUUUCAAAAGCAAUUUUGAACAAAGCUGGCAGCAAGAUUCAAGACGAGAUUUCCAGAAGAAAACACAGUAAUUCCACAAAUGUCCAUGUGACAAAAGGACAUAAUCUGAAUUGUGAAGCAGUUUAUCAUACUGUUUGCAUAGUUAGGUCUGAGCCUAUGGCCACACAGAUUCUUUAUGAUGUGGUCUCAGAAUGUCUGAGGAAAGCUUCAAUGGGAUACAAGUCCAUCUCCUUCCCAGCUAUUGGUACUGGUAAUCUGGGCUUUAAGAAAUGUGAGGUUGCCAGAAUCAUGACAGAUGCUGUGGCAUAUUUUGCCAAAAAUAACACGAAAAAACUGGAUGUGAACUUUGUUGUGUAUCCAAAGGACAAUCAAAUGAUGGAGGCUUUUGAAAAAGAGAUGAAAAUGAGGAAAAUAGCAGCAAAGUCCCCAGUAGUACACAAUGACAUGGAAACAAGCUUUGCAUUUGCAACCAAUGAAACCGCAGCACAUAAAAUGCCAUCUGUUGAGUUCAACAGUGUUUCCAGGGAAGCUCUGAGAGAAGCAAAAGAGUGGACAACUAAUAUGCUAAAACCAUCAGAUAUCAUGACAAUAAAGAAUAAUCAUGUCAUAUAUCUUGGACAAGAUGACCAUGCAUAUCUUCUCUCUCUCCAAACAAUGUUGAAUGUUCGCAUUGAGGAGUUCUUCAGGAAGGGUAAAGGUGGCAUAACCAUCACUGGAAACCCUUCAAAUGUCAGUUGUGCAGCAAUUGAGGUGGAGUCCAUGCUUUGUAGGGCCCAGGAGGAGUUCGCCCGAGCUGAAGAACGUGACAUGCUGUAUUCUGUUGUUCGAUGGAGCUGUAAAGAUGUACCUUGGAUACAAACACCUGAAAUCAGUGCAGUUUUGGAAAAAGCUUAUUUAGCAGGGAAUAAAAACCACGAGUUUAAUACCCACAAAGUCAACUUGAUGACCAAGAAUUUGAUUGAUGACUAUGGGAAAAAAGCAAUUUGGAAAGGACAUGUAUGUCUGCUGGGUCGUUUUGAGUCCCUUAACAAUUCAUUUUAUUCAAGAACACCUGAGACCAGGAUUGAUUAUGUUGGAAAAGAUCUGCGGAAAGCCUUUGAUGUUGUAAAGAUGGAGAAGCUAGAGAACAUCGUGCUGAAGCAGCUGUUUGAAAAGAAUGAGCAGAGAUUGAAAGACAAACCAAAGCGCCUCUACCAGCGUGUGUCCGCUCAGUUCUGUGAUCUCAUCUGCAGAGUAGGCUUUCAGAAAGAGUUUGCCCCUCCUGCAGAGGAAAGGUAUGGCAGUGGAAUAUACUUCAGCAGUACUGUGGAAGAAGCAUUGAAGCUGUGGAAGGAUCAGGAACAUGAGCAGUACAUCUACAUCAUUCAGGCCCAGGUCCUCACUGGGAAAUCCACUAUUGGUUCUCCACAUUUGAUUUUGCCCCCUCCCUUACGUGGAGACCCUUUGGAUCGUUAUGAUAGCUUGUCUGACAUGAUGCAGACACAUGUCAUCUUCAAUGGCCAGCAAGCUCUUCCUGAAUACCUGAUCAUAUAUACCAGAUCAAGCCAUGUGUAGAUGCACAGAGCAAUAUGCAACCGCAGAGCACAUAAAAAUAAUUAGGGCAAAUUUAUGGCUGGAUAUGUAGAUUUCAAAACACUAAUUUUUUUAAAAACUUCUAAAAAAGGCACAGACCGUGUUAUGUCCAAUGACAUAUUCACUUUUGUGUCAUCUGCAUUGUGUAUUGUGGUAUGAUUUCUUUUUGUGGUUGUUACUCUCUCUGUCUCUGCUUCUCCCCUGGCUCCUCCCACUCUUUCCAGUAUGGCAGGUAGCUGAUUGCCUUUUUCAGCUGCACCUGGUUACCAACUGAGAGAGUAGCAGUAUAAAAGCUGAGCAGAACCCUCAGAAGAUGAGAACUUCUCUCCAGAGUAUGUCCUGUGUCCAGUCUUGCCCAGCUCAGUUUGUAGAACCUGUUUGUGGUUCUGUAUGGUUGUUUAUCUUCAUUAAUUGAAAGAAUGGUUGACUCACUGUCUGUUGCUGUUAGAAGCUCUAGCUAAACUUUUUUCUUUGUGAUGAGCAAGAUACUGCAAGUUGCUCAGCCUACAGCUUUGUUGUCUUACAGUUAAUUGGUCUCUUACUAACUGCUUAAACAAUUACUCUCUUGAUUGAAUGUUUGUUUCCCUAUUGAAAGCUAGGUAGGGAGGUGGGCGCCUAUUCUUUUUGAACUGAAACUGUUUUCUCUUGGUUUGAGGAUUAGAUAGAGAGUGAGUGUAUAAUUUUGUUGUUGAUUUUUCUUUGAUAGUUUUAGAAAGAAUGUAACCCUCCAAAAAAGAAAUGCAUAAAAACAAUUUUGGCAUUGUUCCCCCCUCCUUAAGUUUUUUGCUUUCCUCUCAAUUUACACUCUUUUUGUCUGAAAAUCAUGCGCACUCCAAGCUGUUAUAAAACCUGUUAAAGGGAUCUUGUUGUAACUGUUGUUGUUGUUGUUGUUAUGCUGUGGCAGGGGCUCAGGCAGAUGCUUUUCUUAAACUCUUAAUAUUGUUAUCCUCUCUUCAAACCCCACUUGUAAGACGUAACAGACAGUAAAUAAUGUGCAAAAAUAAAGAAUUAAAAUCUUUGUAA